Messenger RNA from Bicyclus anynana (squinting bush brown), 6935 nucleotides. RefSeq lists its product as uncharacterized. Gene Ontology annotation, cellular component: nucleus. Gene Ontology annotation, molecular function: DNA-binding transcription factor activity; RNA polymerase II cis-regulatory region sequence-specific DNA binding; zinc ion binding. The coding region runs from base 493 to 5454 and encodes 1653 amino acids. The record is from RefSeq and is a predicted model, not a curated record. Gene Ontology annotation, biological process: regulation of transcription by RNA polymerase II. Lineage: Eukaryota; Metazoa; Arthropoda; Insecta; Lepidoptera; Nymphalidae. The transcript is spliced from 8 exons.
CAAAGAGUAGAGUAAGUAUAUGCGCAAUCCGCAUAAUCUGUGGUUGGUGAGAUGCUAAAAAAUAAUUAUUAAUUAUUCUGUGGUAAUUAUUUUUUAAAAAAUAAUUUAAUUUAAAAUAAAACAUCUACUUUUAUGGACUGUUAAUGUUAAAUAAACCGUACAAAUCACAUAACAAAAAACAAAAAGUCGAAAAUUGUCACCGAGUCUAAAAAAGUCAAAGGAGUCCUAUUGUUGAUGCACUUCGUGAAGUGCAUGAAAGUGUUGCAUGAAUUCUGUGCAAAGAAUUUAUUAUUAGUAUUACUCUCUACGAGAUUCUGAGGCUAUACGAAGAGUUUCACUACUGGUGACAAAUUUAUUAAUAUUAACUGCCCAUAUGUGCCCUCCGACUUCCGAGUCGUUUAUGAGGUGUAGUAGAGCUGACUACAGUAAGCACUAAAAGCAGAGCAGUACCUAUCAGUUGAGGACUAUUGUAUUCGUGACGACACACCAAUAAUGCGGUGCUGCGUGCCUUUCUGCGAAAAUACUUCCGACAAUAUGUCAACAUCUGAGAGAACGGGAAUUACCUUUCAUGCAUUACCCAGUGAAGGCAAUCUUCGUACUGCUUGGCUCAGAGCCCUCGGCACACAAGACCAUCACCUGCCCGACCCUGCUGUGGUCUGCUCCCAGCACUUCCUAGAUGAUGACUUUUAUACAACAGAGAGUUGUGUGCGGCAGAUUCACUCUAAUGCUGUUCCUUCAAUAGUGCAGAUGUGCAUGAUAUGCCUGGACUCUGACAGCAAGCUGUCUCUAAUGAGUAAACACAAGUUGGAGGAGGCAUAUGAACAGCUGACUGGGCUGUCUUUGUUUCAGUUGUGUCGUCGAGGAAACUUGAAGCAAACGCUCUGUGUGAUGUGUGCUCAGAGAUUGAUCAACUUCAGCAGAUUUAGAGACUUGAGCUUGAGAGCCCAUUCACUGCUGACGGACUCAGUUGAACAACAUGCAUCAAAUACUAUACAACACAAAGAAUUGAUGAACUGCACAAGUGCACAUCUGAAGUGUAAUUUGACACAAACAACAUUAGGAGCUAACCAUUGUGACUUGUACAUAGAUCACACUGAUGGAGUGGAAUCUGUAGUGGGAGAUGUUGCAACAGUUGUGGUGAAGAAUGAAAACAGUUCUGACUCCAUGUCGAGUGCUGAUAACUUGGAAUUGGCACAAGAAGAUGGCAAUCACAUAGACAAUUCCAACAAUGAGUGUGCAUCUGAUGAUGAAUACUCUGACAUGAGCAUAGAGUUGGAGUCUAGGCUACUGGAUGAAGCUAUAAGUCAAGCUCUUCGUAGGAAAGCAGACCAUGUGGCCGCAACACAGAGUUCCAUAAAGAGUGAAAGUGAUAUCUUCCAAUGUGAAUUUUGUUUUGAGGACUUUGUGCAAGAACUUGCAUACAAGGAACAUAUGAGCACGCAUCUCCAGAGUGCUGCCAGCGAAACUGCAUGUGCGUCGUUGCAAGUGUGCGAGCCUCGUGCAGCUGUGAGCCGCAGCUGUGACUCACUCGUGCUGCAGAACAAGUCAGUAUACAACAACACUGCAUGUGCUGCAUCACAAGUGUGCGAGCCUCGUGCAGCUGUGAGCCGCAGCUGUGACUCACUCGUGCUGCAGAACAAGUCAGUAUACAACGACACUGCAUGUGCUGCAUCACAAGUGUGCGAGCCUCGUGCAGCUGUGAGCCGCAGCUGUGACUCACUCGUGCUGCAGAACAAGUCAGUAUACAACGACACUGCAUGUGUUGCAUCACAAGUGUGCGAGCCUCGUGCAGCUGUGAGCCGCAGCUGUGACUCACUCGUGCUGCAGAACAAGUCAGUAUACAACGACACUGCAUGUGCUGCAUCACAAGUGUGCGAGCCUCGUGCAGCUGUGAGCCGCAGCUGUGACUCACUCGUGCUGCAGAACAAGUCAGUAUACAACGACACUGCAUGUGCUGCAUCACAAGUGUGCGAGCCUCGUGCAGCUGUGAGCCGCAGCUGUGACUCACUCGUGCUGCAGAACAAGUCAGUAUACAACGACACUGCAUGUGCUGCAUCACAAGUGUGCGAGCCUCGUGCAGCUGUGAGCCGCAGCUGUGACUCACUCGUGCUGCAGAACAAGUCAGUAUACAACGACACUGCAUGUGCUGCAUCACAAGUGUGCGAGCCUCGUGCAGCUGUGAGCCGCAGCUGUGACUCACUCGUGCUGCAGAACAAGUCAGUAUACAACGACACUGCAUGUGCUGCAUCACAAGUGUGCGAGCCUCGUGCAGCUGUGAGCCGCAGCUGUGACUCACUCGUGCUGCAGAACAAGUCAGUAUACAACGACACUGCAUGUGCUGCAUCACAAGUGUGCGAGCCUCGUGCAGCUGUGAGCCGCAGCUGUGACUCACUCGUGCUGCAGAACAAGUCAGUAUACAACGACACUGCAUGUGCUGCAUCACAAGUGUGCGAGCCUCGUGCAGCUGUGAGCCGCAGCUGUGACUCACUCGUGCUGCAGAACAAGUCAGUAUACAACGACACUGCAUGUGCUGCAUCACAAGUGUGCGAGCCUCGUGCAGCUGUGAGCCGCAGCUGUGACUCACUCGUGCUGCAGAACAAGUCAGUAUACAACGACACUGCAUGUGCUGCAUCACAAGUGUGCGAGCCUCGUGCAGCUGUGAGCCGCAGCUGUGACUCACUCGUGCUGCAGAACAAGUCAGUAUACAACGACACUGCAUGUGCUGCAUCACAAGUGUGCGAGCCUCGUGCAGCUGUGAGCCGCAGCUGUGACUCACUCGUGCUGCAGAACAAGUCAGUAUACAACGACACUGCAUGUGCUGCAUCACAAGUGUGCGAGCCUCGUGCAGCUGUGAGCCGCAGCUGUGACUCACUCGUGCUGCAGAACAAGUCAGUAUACAACGACACUGCAUGUGCUGCAUCACAAGUGUGCGAGCCUCGUGCAGCUGUGAGCCGCAGCUGUGACUCACUCGUGCUGCAGAACAAGUCAGUAUACAACGACACUGCAUGUGCUGCAUCACAAGUGUGCGAGCCUCGUGCAGCUGUGAACCGCAGCUGUGACUCACUUGUGCUGCAGAACAAGUCAGUAUACAACGACACUGCAUGUGCUGCAUCACAAGUGUGCGAGCCUCGUGCAGCUGUGAGCCGCAGCUGUGACUCACUCGUGCUGCAGAACAAGUCAGUAUACAACGACACUGCAUGUGCUGCAUCACAAGUGUGCGAGCCUCGUGCAGCUGUGAGCCGCAGCUGUGACUCACUCGUGCUGCAGAACAAGUCAGUAUACAACGACACUGCAUGUGCUGCAUCACAAGUGUGCGAGCCUCGUGCAGCUGUGAGCCGCAGCUGUGACUCACUCGUGCUGCAGAACAAGUCAGUAUACAACGACACUGCAUGUGCUGCAUCACAAGUGUGCGAGCCUCGUGCAGCUGUGAGCCGCAGCUGUGACUCACUCGUGCUGCAGAACAAGUCAGUAUACAACGACACUGCAUGUGCUGCAUCACAAGUGUGCGAGCCUCGUGCAGCUGUGAGCCGCAGCUGUGACUCACUCGUGCUGCAGAACAAGUCAGUAUACAACGACACUGCAUGUGCUGCAUCACAAGUGUGCGAGCCUCGUGCAGCUGUGAGCCGCAGCUGUGACUCACUCGUGCUGCAGAACAAGUCAGUAUACAACGACACUGCAUGUGCUGCAUCACAAGUGUGCGAGCCUCGUGCAGCUGUGAGCCGCAGCUGUGACUCACUCGUGCUGCAGAACAAGUCAGUAUACAACGACACUGCAUGUGCUGCAUCACAAGUGUGCGAGCCUCGUGCAGCUGUGAGCCGCAGCUGUGACUCACUCGUGCUGCAGAACAAAACAGGAAGUCAGAAGCUGAAUGAUGACCCUCCCCCGUCUGCAGACUGCGCUCAGGCUUUAGUGGCUCCACUGUCCGCGAGACUUGCGGCAAACAACGAUAACAAAGUGCAGGCAACUGAAGAAGCAGGUGCGAUCCAGAAAAGCGAACAAAUCCUUGAAACUAACAUUGACGAACUGGACAAGCGAUCAUCUCAGAGCGGCACCAAACCGUACACAGAUAUAAAUAGAUUCACAAAUUGUGUAGUCCAGUUAUACGACAUAUUCAAGAAACCCAAACAAGCUGUACCAGAUGAGAAACCACGCGUGAGAAUCCACACUGCUGCCAAGCCUUACUCUUGUCAGAUAUUGAACUAUAAAUGUGCACCAACAAGUCGAAUAUUGAAACACAAGAUGACCCACACUGGAGAAAAGCCAUUUUCUUGUGAUAUAUGUAAUUACAAAUGUGCGCAAAAAAGUAAUUUAUUAAAGCAUAUUAAAACCCAUACUGGUGAAAAGCUAUUUACCUGUGAUAUAUGCAAUUACAAAUGUGCACUGAAAGGUUAUUUAUUAGACCAUAUUAAAACUCACACUGAUGAAAAACCAUUUUCCUGUGAAAUAUGCCAUUACAAAUGUGCACGUAUAGGUGUUUUAUUACAGCAUAUUAAAACCCACACUGGUGAAAAGCCGUUUUCUUGUGAGAUAUGCAAAUACAAAUGUGCGCGAAAAAGUAAUUUAUUAAGGCAUAUGAAAACUCAUACUGGUGAAAAGCCAUUUACCUGUGAGAUAUGCAAUCACAAAUGUGCGCAAAAAAGUAAUUUAUUAAAGCAUAUUAAAACCCACACUGGCGAAAAGCCAUUUUCUUGUGAUAUAUGUAAUUACAAAUGUGCGCGAAAAGGUCAUUUAUUAAGGCAUAUUAAAACCCAUACUCGUGAAAAGCCAUUUACCUGUGAGAUAUGCAAUUACAAAUGUGCGCAAAAAAGUAAUUUAUUAAAGCAUAUUAAAACCCAUACUGGUGAAAAGCCAUUUACCUGUGAGAUAUGCAAUUACAAAUGUGCACUGAAAGGUAAUUUAUUAAAACAUAUUAAAACUCACACUGGUGAAAAGCCAUUUUCCUGUGAAAUAUGCCAUUACAAAUGUGCACUGAAAGGUUAUUUAUUAGACCAUAUUAAAACUCACACUGGUGAAAAGCCAUUUUCCUGUGAAAUAUGCAAUUAUAAAAGUGCACGAAAAAGUGAUUUAUUAAGACACAAGAUAACCCACACUGGUGUAAAGCCAUUUACCUGUGAGAUAUGCCAUUACAAAUGUGCACUGAAAAGUCAUUUAUUACUGCAUAUUAAAACCCACACUAGUGAAAAGCCAUUUUCCUGUGACAUAUGCAAUUACAAAUGUGCACUGAAAGGUUAUUUAUUAGACCAUAUUAAAACUCACACUGGUGAAAAGCCAUUUUCCUGUGAAAUAUGCAAUUAUAAAAGUGCACGAAAAAGUGAUUUAUUAAGACACAAGAUAACCCACACUGGUGCAAAGCCAUUUUCCUGUGACAUAUGCAAUUACAAAUGCGCCCGUAAAGAUAAUUUAUUACAGCAUAUUAAAAUCCACACGGGUGAAAAGCCAUUUGAAUGUGAUUGAUAUAUGUAAUUGUAAAUUAGCGCGAAAAAGUGAGUUAUUACUACAUAUGAGAACCCAUAUGUGCAAUUGUAAGAAAUAACAGAGUCAUGUACGAGGAGCGUUCAAUAAAUUCUCGUUGUCGGGAUGAUGUUACUAACGAUGGGUAGUUUCAUUAUCUCAUUAGCUAAGACACUCUUUAAAGGUAUAAAUAUAAAAAUUCAUUAAAUUAUCUUCAUUAGCAUUUAAGUUAUCAUAACGCAAACUAAGAUGACCGAUUCUACAAUGUUGAAAAAAUUCCUUAAAAAACAAGGAAAAUUUCAAAAGUAAUUUACGAAGAAAUGGUAGCUGUUUAUCAAGAUUCUGCUCCUUCAUUAUCCACUGCUCAGAAGUGGUCUAGUGAAUUCAAACGGGGUAGAGAGAGUAUUGAAGACGACCCCUGUCCCGGUGCGAAAAUGAAAAUGAAGAAAAUGUGACACCAGAAAGGGUUAAAGCAGAGUUUCUCAAACUUUUUUGUGUCUUAGAGCCCUUGCCAUGUUUUUCCGUGUUGGGUAGACCCCUACUUAUUUGAUAUUGAUUUUCUGUAUCCUACAACUUACACAAUUUUAUAAACAUAUAUAAUAGAUUUUUUACUUCAUAGUUACUUUUGAAAUAAUGUAUGUUUUGAUAUUAUAAGAUAAUAUGAUGUAAAAAAUAGGUACUAUCAGUGUAUAUGUGUUAUGAUCCACUAUCGUGGAAACCAUUUUCAUUUAAUGAACCCCCAAUUUUUUUUUCGCUGACAUAGACCCCUUGCAGUUUGUCAUAGACCCCUAGGGGUCGACAUAAACCACUUUGGGAAUCUCUCCUCGGGAGGGUAUGUGGCACUCGCCGGCACCAGGAAGUCCAGAAUGUCCACUAGAACCCAGCGCAAACCUCCUCGUCUUAUAUGAAGCAGCAAAGGAUCGAAUGGGAUAUAUAUAUAUUUUUUUUAUUCUUUUCAAGUUAGCCCUUGACUACAAUCUCACCUGAUGGUAAGUCAUGAUGCAGUCUAAGAUGGAAGCGGGCUAACUUGUUAGGAGGAGGAUGAAAAUCCACACCCCUUUUUCGGUUUCUACACGACAUCGUACCGGAACGCUAAAUCGUUUGGCGGUACGUCUUUGCCGGUAGGUUGGUAACUAGCUACGGCCGAAGACUCCCACCAGCCAGACCUGGACCAAUUAAGAAAAUCUCAAUCGACCCAGCCGGGCAUCGAACCCAGGACCUCCGUCUUGUAAGUCCACUGCGCAUACCACUGCGCCACGGAGCCCGUCGAAUCCAUGUUUAUAAAUAUACUGCUGCAGUUUAUUUUCCUAAUACAUUAAUUACGUAUGUUUUCUUGACCCUAAUAUUGCCUGGUAGAGAUCGCUACUAUGAAAUAAAUAAUGCCUUUUGUAAAAAAAUCCAUGUAUUAAAUUGUUUUAAUUCUUUGUAUUUCAUUUCUUUUAUUUGUAUUUAAAUAUUUGUGAUGUACAAAUAAAUAAAAAUUU